Bactrocera dorsalis (oriental fruit fly) is the source of this 1731-nucleotide messenger RNA. RefSeq names its product E3 SUMO-protein ligase ZBED1-like. The transcript has 2 exons. Bases 629 to 1666 code for a protein of 345 amino acids. Lineage: Eukaryota; Metazoa; Arthropoda; Insecta; Diptera; Tephritidae. Gene Ontology annotation, molecular function: protein dimerization activity. The record is from RefSeq and is a predicted model, not a curated record.
AUAUGCAAUUACUGUGGUUAAGUCAAUAAAGACGUGUGGAAACACAACAAAUCUAAUGGACCACUUAAAGCACGUUCAUGCUGAUCGGCUUAAAGUUGGGGGAACUGCACAGAAACCAAACAUCUUAGAAAAGUUUGUUGGAAAAUCGGUUUCCUUUUAUGAAAAUGGCUCCGAAACGAAAACGUCUCCUAGACAGUAAGGUAAUGAAUAUGAUUGCUGUCGAUGUUCAACCUUUUUCUUGUGUUGAGGACGACGGAUUUUAAAGAGCUCAUGAAAGAAAUGGACCCCCGCUACAGGUUACCUAGUAGGUCAUACCUGCGCGACGUAGUGCUUCCAUCUCAAUAUGAGUCUCUUAAGAAUAAACUCCAAUCUGUACUUAACGAUAUUGAUUUUGUGGCCAUAACGACUGACUUGUGGACAUCCAAAGCAAAACGAAGGUUACAUUACAGUUACGUGCCAUUUUGUUUUAAAUACUUUUACGUUGGAGUCGGCAAUUUUAGCAACAAGGCAACUUCUUGACACUACCAAUCACAAUGCUAUUAAUAUUUCUGAAACACUAAAGAACGUGCUUGAAGAUUAGGGUGUCGCGAAUAAGGUUGUUUGUGUUGUGACUGACAAUGAUGCGACGAUGCUAAAAGCAUGUGAGUUGCUUGAGUAUAAGCACUUGCCUUGUGUAGCGCACACAAUCAACCUUAUUGUGCAAGAUGUUCUAAAAUUGCCCGAUUUCGACGUAAUUCUUACAAAAUGUAAGUCGGUAGUUGGCUUUUUUAAGAGAAGCCAGAUCGCAUAUUCGAAAUUUAAGGAAGCUCAGGGGGACAAUCCGCAUUCUCUUCUGCAAGAAAUGCCAACUCGCUGGAACAGUGCAUACGAAAUGAUUAAGCGCAUACUGAAGACAAACGAAUUUAUCACAUUAGCUUUGGUAUCUUCUCGUGGCGCUCCAUUGCCGUUUUCAGCAGCAGAAGUGGAUAUUUUAAAUGAUAUUUCCGAGUUGCUGUCCCCCUUCGAAGAGGCGACGCUUUCUGUGUCUACAAACACAAAAGUAUCGGCGUCCAUAAUUAUCCCUGUCAUAUGCGAACUGAAUCAUAAAAUAAACAAUAUUAAAGUCAACACAGAAAAAGGCAAAAACAUAUUGACGACCAUCAAGUUUAGUCUUACCAAGAGGCUCGCAAGCUAUGAAACACGCACAAUACCACGAAUUGCUACCAUACUAGAUCCCCGCUUUAAGAAACACGGAUUUUGUAAUCCCUUUAAUGCGGAAGAAGGUGUCAAAGCUGUGCAGCAUGAACUGUUUACACAACUACCUGCAAACCCACUACAUCCGCCAACAUUACCAACACAGGAACCAAGCCGAUUUUCAUUUCUACAAGUCAAAAGCCAAAACAAGGUGCACUCUUCCUGGUCAGAUGCCAUUAUCCUGAUGAGACAGCAUUUUGAAAAGGAGAACCAGCCGGAAAAAUGUGAUCCUCUUGAGUACUGGCAGAUUUCUACAGAUGGCGACGCGUUUAAAACGUUAGCUAAAAAAUACUUCUGCGUUCCCGCAUCUUCGUGCGAAUCUGAAAGAGUUUUCAGUAAAGCUGGACAACUUAUAAGUGAGCGUCGCACGCGGCUAUCAUCGACCGUUGUCGAUAAGCUCCUAUUUUUAAAUAAAAACAAAAAAUGUAAAUAGUAUGUAAAUAUAUGUAUAUAGUAGAGUUAACGAUAGUAAGUAAGGAUAGUAAAGUAGGGAUAGUA